Molecule: messenger RNA, 2742 nt
Organism: Heterostelium album PN500
Lineage: Eukaryota; Evosea; Eumycetozoa; Acytosteliales; Acytosteliaceae
Gene: copB
Product: coatomer protein complex beta subunit
Exons: 8
Coding region: 1-2742 (913 amino acids)
Biological process (GO): intracellular protein transport; intra-Golgi vesicle-mediated transport; endoplasmic reticulum to Golgi vesicle-mediated transport
Cellular component (GO): COPI vesicle coat; cytoplasm
Molecular function (GO): structural molecule activity
Source: RefSeq, a predicted model, not a curated record
AUGUCAUUGGCAGCAUCAGGAUCAAUGGAGAAACCAUGUACUAUAUUGGUACACUACGAUAAAGGAGACCCUCCACAAGUCAAUGAAUUCAAACAGACAUUCGAACAUGGUACCAUAGAACAAAAGAUAGAGACUCUCAAGAAGGUCAUCUUGUACACCGUCAAUGGUGAACCAAUUCCUCAAUUGCUAAUGCCAAUCAUCCUCUAUGUGAUGCCAUCGAGAGAUCACUACAUCAAAAAGUUACUACUUAUCUACUGGGAGGUCAUCGAGAAGACUCAUCUUGGUAAAUUGAAAUCUGAAAUGAUUUUAGUAUGUAAUUCAUUAUUACAAGAUCUUACACAUCCAAAUGAAUUCAUUCGUGGAUCUACAUUGAGAUUCUUGUGUAAGUUAAGAGAACCAGAGGUUUUGGAGUCAUUGGUCGAGCAAGUAAAGAAUAAUCUUGAAAACAGACAUGCCUACGUUAGAAGAAAUGCAGUACUCGCAAUCUACAGUAUCUACAGUUCAUUUGAAUAUCUCAUUCCAGAUGCACCCGAGAUUAUCUAUAACUUUUUAUUAUCUGAGGGAGAUGCAUCAUGUAAGAGAAAUGCUUUCAUUAUGUUAUUCAACUGUGCACAAGACAAGGCAGUUGAAUACCUCAGCACUGUAUUAGAUCAAGUUCCAUCGUUUGGUGAUAUGUUACAAUUCAUCGUUGUCGAAUUGAUCCGUAAGGUUUGCAAGACAAAUCCAGCUGAAAGAUCUAAAUAUAUGAAAUGUAUCUUUACAUUGUUAAACUCAUCAUCACCAGCAGUUAAAUAUGAGAGUGCAGGUACAUUGUUAUCGUUGUCUAGUGCACCAACAGCUGUACGUGGUGCUGCCAGUGCCUAUAUCGAUUUGCUCUGCAACGAGUCUGACAACAACGUAAAGAUGAUCGUACUCGACAAACUACUUGAGAUCAAGAAGAAUCAUUCAAAGAUCAUGCAAGAUCUUGUAAUGGAUAUAAUGAGAGCAUUAUCAAGUCCAAAUAUCGAUAUUUGUAAAAAGAUUCUAAAUAUUGUAUUGGAUUCUAUUACACCAAAGAAUAUUGAAGAGAUCAUUCUGGUGUUGAAGAAGGAGAUCAAUAAGACACAAUCGAAAGAGUUUGAUAAGGGAUUGGACUAUAGACACUUGUUGGUCAAGACAAUCCACUCGUCGUCGUUGAAGUAUCCAGAGGUGUUGGGCAAUGUAGUGCCACUGUUGAUGGAGUUCCUCGGUGACAGCUACUUGCCAACCGCUGUCGAUGUCGUUGUGUUUGUACGUGAGGUUGCAGAGACCUACGAGCAUUUACGUUCAUCUGUUGUCAGUAAGCUCAUCGAGACACUCCCACUGAUAAAGAUCUCCAAGGUGUAUCGUGUUGCCACCUGGACCAUCGCCGAAUACACAAGCUCAUUACAAGAUGUCGAAAACGCAUUCUCUGCCAUCCAAUUGGAUCUCGAUGAGAUUCUCAAACCAAAACCAAUCGACGAAGAAGUCACAAACGAUAAACCAAAGAAGAAAGUUGAACAACAAUCAAUUUCAAAAUUGAUUGUAGAUGGUGAUUGGUAUCUUGCAACAUGUAUUGCAAGUUCAUUAAGUAAGUUAUACUUUAAGGCUGGUGAUUUAGGAUUGUCUGGAGAGGCAUUGAACAAAUUGCGUGCACAAGCCAUGUUGGUUUUGGUAAUAUUGAUCAACUUGGCAAAGAAAUCACAAGCAUCCACAUCAAAAUCAUCAUAUGAACGUAUCAUUUCAUGUAUAAACGUAUUGUCAACUCAAGAUCCAAUUGUAAAGGAAAUCUGGUUGAAAGAUUGUAAGCAAUCAUUUGCAAACUAUUUGGAAGUCACAAUUGCCAAACAAAAUGAAAACAAAAAGAAAUCGACAAAGGAAGCACUUGUAAAGCCAAACGAUAUCGUUUCCAUUAGACAAUUGAAAUCAAAGAAAGCAUUCGGUCCAAUCGAGGUUGAAGAUGAUUUAGGUAAAGCAGUUGGUACAGAUGUUGGUAGUGAUAAAUUUGAAUACUCAAAGAUCUAUCAAUUGAGUGGUUUCUCUGAUCCAAUCUAUGCCGAAGCCUACGUUAAAGUACAUCAAUACGAUAUUGUUUUGGAGAUCUCUGUUUUCAAUCAAACGAAUGACACCCUCCAAAAUGUAACAUUGGAGCUGGUCACUCUUGGUGACUUGAAGAUUUGUGAGCGUGUUCCACCAUUCACCAUGGGUCCACGUGAGAAAUCCAACUGCAAGGCAAGCAUCAAGGUAUCGUCGACCGACAAUGGUGUUGUCAUGGGUACUAUUGUCUUUGAUAUCGCAGGUUCGGUCAGUUCCAUCUCUGACAAGAACUGUGUCAUCUUGAAUGAAAUCAACAUUGACAUCAUCGACUACAUCCAACCGAUCACUCACCAGUACACCGAUGUCCUCUUCCGUAACCACUGGUUGGAGUUUGAGUGGGAGAACAAGAUUCCAGUGUACACCAAUAUCACCGAUCUCGUUGCAUACGUGCAACACAUCUCAAAGAUUACCAACAUGGGUAUCUUGACACCCGACAUUCAUCUCUCCAACGAAACCGGUAUCCUCUCUGCCAAUCUCUGUGCCAAGUCAGUGUUUGGUGAGGACGCUCUUGCCAACAUCUGUAUCGAGAAACAAGAAGAUGGAAAGAUUGUCGGUUACAUUAGAAUCCGUUCCAAAGUACAAGGUAUUGCUGUAAGUUUGGGUGCACGUAUUACAUCAAAACAAAAAGUUGCUCAACCAUCUGCAUAA